AUGCACAACUUUUUUCUCUUAAGCAGUCGUGAGCUUGCUUCCGAUCCCGAGAACUACCGAUGGUUCUUCCCAUUAUUCACAAACAGCUCCUUAUUACUGAAUUCAUCCCUCAUGACGGGAUUCUCGUCACUUCUAGCGCUUGAACUAUUCAUAUUAUUAUUAGCUCUCAUAGUUAACUCAGCUUUAAUAGCAGCAUUACGGUCUUCCAGCCUUAUUCAUAUAAAUCUCAAACUCAUCUGCAUAGCUCAUCUAGUGGAAUUUUAUUUUUUAGCGACUGCUCAAAUUAUACUUAUAUGCUAUCAAUCAGGAAUUAUUUCUGAUACAGAUACAUUAUUGAAUGAUAUAUGUAUUACUUUAACCGGCUUCUGCAAAGUGCACUACCUCUGGUCCAUCAUAUUGGUGCAAGCGGCUACUGUGUUUGAACGAACGGUUGCUACUAGACAUAUUUCCAAAUAUGAGGUGAUGAAAGGCAAAUACAUUGGAGUAACUGUUUGCAUCAUUAAAUUUCUUCUUUCGUUGAUCAUUACAUUAGUUAUGUUAUCUCUCCGAUUACAAUUCUCAGUUGUUUCCAUCCUCCUACUAGCUGUCUUGCUCAUACUCACAACGUGGUAUGUCAUACUAAUGAGAAAGAAUCGUCGAAUUCUCGCCGGAUGCACUGUAGCAAUGUACUCACUAAGCUCCAAAUAUCAGGUGACAGAGAACAUUCGCAUAUUAUCGUUAGUUAGAAAUUUGUUUGUUCUCGAUACAACAGCUCUGUUCCUAAUAACAGGACCAAUGGCAGUAUUCCGCUGGUUUCCAUCCUUCCUCUACGUUCAGCCCUUUCUUGUUAUUGCCUUAGAAAUUAUGAUGGCAGCAUUUCCAUUGGAAAUGCUAGUAAUAGUGAUGUGGGAUUCGAACAAACGUAUUCGUAUGGCUAAUAGCCUAACAAUUACUUCAACAAUUGUUCACAUUCAAAAAAGCCAUCAUUUCCCCAUCCUGAAUGAUUAUCAUAUGUCACAAACGGGGACACUGGCAAGAGCGCAUUCGUUAGAAACACCAGAUUCUGAAGAUGAUGUUGCUACUCCUUCAUCCUCAACAUCAAGCACUUGUCUUGUUUGUGGCGAAAGUGCUGCAGCCAUGCAUUAUGGCACAAUGGCAUGCGUAGGAUGUAAAGGUUUUUUCCGCAGAGCUUUAAUGAAGGCAGAUCAGCUCGAAUGUUUCAACAAUGGUCGUUGUGUUAUAAACAAAAAUUUGAGAACCACUUGUCGGAGUUGUAGAUUUCAGAAGUGCCUAGAGUCGGGUAUGCAGCCAGGAGCUGUCAGACCGUGUCGAGAUAGUUUGGCGAAAUUGAAAAAGAUCGUUGUGGAAGAAAAGAAAACUGAACCUCCUGUUUCACAAAUUCCAAAAACGAAGGAAGAAUGGAUGAAGAAAAUGACAGUCGGCAUGAGAACACUAUUGAUGAACUUAUUAAAUAUCGAAGCAAGAGUGAUGAAGGGUGACACCAAUGAAGAUAUACACUCCCUGUAUCCACUUAAUGUACAUACAUUGAAAGAAAUCAUUGAAAAUCCAAAUAUACUGAGUGGGAAACGAUCUCAAAUGCGUUAUGAACCUGACAGAAUGGCUAAAAACAGUGAGUUAUCCACAAUUGCCUACAGGCGACUGAUUGCUGCCAUUGAUUGGGUUCAAAUGCUUUCGGAAUUAGUUGGAGAUAUUGAUGUGAAUGAUAAAAUUGCUCUGAUUAAGAGUUGCUUCCUUCCAUUGAUGGUUUUCAAGUUUGCCUCUCGUACUGCGGAAGCAAGUAAAGAUAAAGAUAUUUUGUGUUUAUGCAACUUCGCUUAUGUUCCCCGUCAUAUAUCAGAAGCAUACGCUGAUUCCUAUCAUUUGAGUAACGGUCUAGUUGGACGAGCUUUAGAUGAACUUGUUACUCCAUACAGAAUCUAUGGAUUCCGGGAAGAGGAGAUUGUUUGUAUUUCUGCAAUGAUAGCACUUAACCCCUUAGCCCGUGAUCUAUCUCCGACAAGUUAUACAAGAGUUCUGGAGUUUCGAAACAAAAUACAAGACGUACUCUUUCACAUAAUCAAAGAAGCACGGAUGAGUGCUAAUCCUGCUAUAUCAUUUGGUAAAAUUCUGCUUUCACUUCCUACGGUUACGAGCCUUGCCAAUUCUAUGUGCGAAAAUUUACAAUUUGCCCAAACGUUCUCGCCUCAUGCUAUACCCUUAAUUACGGAUCUAUUUGGAUGCUUCCCGGUUGAGCCAUUCCCAGAUGAAGAUAAUAGUCAGAAUUUGAAUUGCCUGUCGUAUGACAAAGGUUGUCAAACAGAUAUAUCCCAUAUGAAUCAAAAACGUAACAACAAAAGGCGAAUGGAAGACAUAGCCGAGGACGAGCCUGAACAUUUCCGUUUGCUUCAACCACCGGGAAAUUUCACAUUGACUGAAAUGUUCGAUGAUAUAUCCCAAGAUGGAGAGAGCGAUAUCUUUUAUGAUUAUGGCCAAACUACUGGCGCUCUUCCACCAAUAUCUACCUGGGCUACAAAUUACGUUCCAGUUCCCGCUGGUCCUUCUUACCAGCAAGAAUCUACGCAAGCAUAUACAGAAAAUUCAAGUCAGUGGUAUCCGCAACAAAACAUGCCAAUAGAAUCGGUGCAAGAUGUACACGUUCCUUGGAAUAUGGCUGGAGACCCUAAUGCAUAUCAUCAAAUGAGUCAGCCACAGCAUCAGUAUUACUAA
This is a messenger RNA of Auanema sp. JU1783, 2706 nucleotides long. NCBI's taxonomy places the organism in Eukaryota, Metazoa, Nematoda, Chromadorea, Rhabditida, Rhabditidae. The record is from the annotation of a GenBank genome assembly.